UCGGCCGUGUUCACGAUGGAGGUCUGCUGCUGCUCCACCUCCUCGCCGCUCCUCACAGGUUACCGCGCCGGACGCCGGCCCGCCGCGCCGGCCGCGCGGUACUGGGGCGCGGCGGGGGCCGGCGGCGGCGGGAGGGCCGUGGUGCUCGCGCACCCGCCGCGCCCGGCCGCCGCCGCCAACGCCGCCCGGACACGCCGCCCGGUCAUCAGGGCGGUCUUCGAGCGCUUCACGGAGCGGGCCGUCAAGGCCGUGGUGCUCUCGCAGCGGGAGGCCAAGGGGCUGGGCGAGGGCGCCGUGGCGCCGCGCCACAUGCUGCUGGGCCUCGUCGCCGAGGACCGCGCGCCCGCGGGCUUCCUCGCCUCCGGGAUCAGCAUCGAGCGCGCGCGCGAGGAGUGCCGCGGCAUCGUCGCGCACGAGUCCGGGGCGUCGCCCACUCCAGCAUCGGGGCUCGACACGGACGUGCCCUUCUCCAAGGGAUGCAAGAGGGUCUUCGAGGUCGCCGUCGAGCUCUCCAGGAACAUGGGAUGCAGCUUCAUCUCCCCGGAGCACCUCGCCAUCGCGCUCUUCACCCUCGACGACCCCACCACAAACAACCUCCUCAGAAGCUUGGGAGCCGAUCCGAGCCAGCUGGCAUCCGUCGCGCUCAUCCGGCUCCAAGGGGAGCUUGCAAAGGACGGCAGAGACCCCGCAGGAGCAUCUUCUUACAAAGUACCCGAGAAAUCUCCCGCUGGAGCCGGAAGAUCCGCAUUCAACAAAUCCUUGGGUGGCAAGAAAGAGAAAGGUGCGCUAGAUCAGUUCUGUCUUGAUCUGACCACGCAAGCCAGCGGAGGGUUUAUCGAUCCUAUUAUUGGCCGUGAGGAGGAGAUUGAAAGAGUGGUUCAGAUAAUAUGCCGGCGCACAAAGAACAAUCCCAUCCUCUUGGGAGAGGCAGGUGUUGGUAAAACUGCAAUCGCCGAAGGGCUCGCUCUUCGGAUUGCAAAUGGCGAUGUCCCCAUUUACCUCGUGGCAAAGCGUAUAAUGUCACUAGAUGUUGGCCUACUUAUUGCUGGUGCAAAGGAGAGGGGCGAAUUGGAGUCCAGGGUCACUGGUUUAAUUCGUGAAGUCCGUGAAGCAGGUGAUGUUAUUCUUUUCAUCGAUGAGGUUCACAAUCUAAUUGGAUCUGGAACUGUUGGGAAGGGUAAGGGUUCUGGCCUCGAUAUUAGCAAUUUGCUAAAGCCCCCACUUGCAAGAGGUGAACUGCAGUGCAUUGCGGCUACGACUUUAGAUGAACACCGGAUGCAUUUUGAGAAGGAUAAGGCUUUGGCCCGCAGGUUCCAGCCAGUAUAUGUAGAUGAGCCUAGCCAGGAAGAUGCUGUGAAAAUAUUACUUGGGCUUCGUGAGAAUUAUGAAAUUUAUCACAAAUGCAAAUUCACUCUAGAAGCCAUCAAUGCAGCUGUUUAUUUGUCAGCGAGAUAUAUCCCUGACAGACAGCUUCCUGACAAGGCUAUUGAUCUUAUUGACGAAGCUGGCAGUAGAGCUCGAAUUGAGUCAUUCCAAAAGAGGAAGGAAGGACAGUCUUCCGUUCUCUUAAAGGAACCAGAUGAAUACUGGCAAGAGAUAAAAGCUGUUCAGGCCAUGCAUGAAGUGGUUUUAUCUAACAAGACGAAAUAUUCUCCAAAUGAGAAUGACAGUGCUAGCACUGAAGCACCACAUCAGGAUAAGGCUGGGUCAACAUCUACCUCAGUUGAGGAGCCAGUUGUAGUUGGAACAGAGGAAAUUGCAAGAGUCGCCUCAUUAUGGUCGGGUAUACCAGUCCAGCAGCUCACUGCUGAUGACAGAAAGACCUUAGUAGGACUAGAUGAUGAACUCAAAAAGCGUGUUAUUGGUCAAGAUGAUGCUGUUGUGGCAAUAUCGCGAGCGGUGAAGAGGUCGCGUGUUGGACUCAGUGACCCUGACAGACCUAUCGCUACCCUGCUCUUUUGUGGCCCCACAGGGGUUGGUAAAACUGAGCUUACCAAAGCACUAGCGGCAAGCUACUUUGGAUCGGAAUCUGCUAUGCUUAGAUUAGACAUGAGUGAAUAUAUGGAGAGGCACACAGUGAGCAAGCUGAUAGGCUCUCCUCCAGGGUACAUCGGAUAUGGUGAAACUGGUACUUUGACAGAAGCAGUCAGGAGAAAACCAUUUACUGUAGUACUGCUUGAUGAGAUAGAGAAAGCUCACCCUGAUAUUUUCAACAUUCUUCUCCAAAUUUUUGAGGAUGGGCAUCUGGCAGACUCGCAGGGUCGCAGAGUUUCGUUCAAGAAUACAUUGAUUGUCAUGACAUCGAAUGUUGGUUCUACAUCAAUUUCCGACGGACGACGGAGCAUAGGUUUCUCGACAGACGAUACUGAGUCAAGCACAUACAUCGCAAUGAAAACCCUCGUGAUGGAAGAGCUGAAGGCAUUUUUCCGUCCUGAAUUGCUCAAUAGAAUUGAUGAGAUGGUUGUGUUCCGUCCUCUGGAGGAGACUCAGAUGCUAGCAAUUCUCGAUAUCAUCCUACAAGAACUGAAGGGUAAGCUCUUGGCCCUUGGGAUAGGCCUAGAGGUUUCAGAUGCAAUGAAGAGUUUGAUUUGCCAAGAAGGCUAUGACAAGAGCUACGGUGCACGGCCACUGAGGAGAGCCGUCACCCAACUGAUGGAGGAUGUCAUCAGUGAAGCAAUUCUUUUCGGCGAGUACAAGCCUGGCGACACGAUACUGGUGGAUACCAACAAGGAGGGGAAACCUUGCUUGAGCCGUCUGAACCAGCAGAUCGUCCAAGUGUCUGACCCAACUAGGACAUUCUGAUUAUCUGAAGCUCUUGUGUAGUAGUAGUAGAGUAGAGGUCUAAUUUUUUAUUCUUUCAUGCGACGAGAUUAGUAAUUCUUUGAUAGGUAGACACCGAAUAUUUCAUUAUGUAUAUAACACUCCAGAGAAUUCGUCCCAGCAACCUUGUUCAGAAAUUACCCAA
Messenger RNA from Lolium perenne, 2965 nucleotides. Its product is annotated as chaperone protein ClpD1, chloroplastic. NCBI's taxonomy places the organism in Eukaryota, Viridiplantae, Streptophyta, Magnoliopsida, Poales, Poaceae. Gene Ontology annotation, biological process: cellular response to heat. Gene Ontology annotation, molecular function: ATP binding; ATP hydrolysis activity. Gene Ontology annotation, cellular component: cytoplasm. The record is from RefSeq and is a predicted model, not a curated record.